This is a messenger RNA of Daldinia vernicosa, 2937 nucleotides long. RefSeq lists its product as uncharacterized. Gene Ontology annotation, molecular function: zinc ion binding; ubiquitin protein ligase activity; ubiquitin conjugating enzyme binding. The record is from RefSeq and is a predicted model, not a curated record. Gene Ontology annotation, cellular component: ubiquitin ligase complex; cytoplasm. The transcript has 2 exons. The coding region runs from base 416 to 2464 and encodes 682 amino acids. Lineage: Eukaryota; Fungi; Ascomycota; Sordariomycetes; Xylariales; Hypoxylaceae. Gene Ontology annotation, biological process: positive regulation of proteasomal ubiquitin-dependent protein catabolic process; ubiquitin-dependent protein catabolic process; protein polyubiquitination.
UUGUGGAUACCGCGGCCUCUCUAUAAUAAUCGACACUUAUUGGCGUUUGUCACUGUCGGAUUACGGACACUUACAUAGUUGCUGCACUCGACAGAUCGUUAUCAAUCUGCAACCAGAUCACGCAUCGUAAAACCUGGUCCAAUAUCUUAGCCGGGUUUGUUAUGCUAUUCUCCACAAUCUACCCACUCAGGCAUUGCCGGUUGGCCGCAUUCCAAAGGUCCAUAGGUCACCGGUGCUAGGAUCGUGCCAGGAUAUCGACGCGCCCCAUCGUAAUCCGAUCCUCUUCCCCCCCACCAUCGCCUAUUGAUAUUCCAUCUUUUGGUGAAAUAGGUAGUCAAAUUAUGAGUUUAGUCAAUUGACUGAUCACGCAGACCGGACUGCUGUUUGAAGCCGUCUUUUUCGUUUGUCGCCCGUCAUGGCUGCAACUGCUCAGAAGCUUCCGUCCUCGGACCUAGCUAAAAGUCCAGACGAAACUGUGCCUGAACUAAGAGAAGCCGACUACUUAACUCAGGUCCUUCAGCUUUCGUCCGAAAAGACCGAGGCUUACCUCAACGAACUAAUCAUGAAGGCUACAACCUUGGGUAUUACUAUCUCUUGGCCGUCGAGUGCUGUCUCGAUAAGAAACAAACGAAACCCUUCUGGCGCCAAAUCGAGCAUCACCAUAGAUACAAAUCAUGCCCGCACUACGUCUACGGGAUCAGAGGGCUCUGCGAGCACGGCUCUUACUUCACAUUCCUCAACUAACGGUUAUCCCGAGACCACGGGGCGGAGUAUCGCAAGGAAGCGAUCGAAGGCUCUCACGUUUGCUCAAUAUGAGAAUUAUCUCGCCCAAGCUGAUCCGAAUCUCAAACAGCCUAAAUUCAUAUCACCCUCACCAACAGAAUCCGAAUCAACGCCAAGCAUUUUCAGUGCUAGAACGAACAAGAGUUACCUGAGUUUUAGAAGAGGGCUUUCUAAAUUACGCCGUAGACGAAAGACUCCGUCUUCUCUCGGACAUAUCGUCAUGUCAUGUAGUGCGUGUCGAGAAGAUCUCCAAGUCGAUCAGCCCCUCCUGAGGUUACCAUGUGGACAUAGUUAUUGUUCGAGGUGUUUGAAGAUCAUGAUCAAUCAGGCAACAACUGACGAGUCUAAAAUGCCACCGCGUUGCUGCACCCAACCAAUACCAAGUCCAAUAAUUAAAUCUGUAUUGUCCCGCGAAGAACAACAUAGGUUCCUGAAAGCCGUGGUACAAUUUAGCACGCCCUGGGAAUCGAGAAUAUUCUGCUCCAACCCGGCCUGCGGCGAAUUCAUACCGCCGCGGACCAGGGUCGACCCCAAAUAUCCGUCCCAAGCUAUCUGUCGAAAAUGCAAAACGCGAAUUUGCGUUAUGUGUAAGAGGGAUGCUCACCCCAUAGGCCAAGAUUGUCCGGACGAUUGGGAAUUAGAUGCCGUCUUGAAAAUGGGAGAGAAGUCAGGCUGGAGAAGGUGUUACAAGUGUAGGUCACUUGUUGAGCUCACCCAAGGCUGUACACACAUGACUUGCCGAUGUCGAGCCCAGUUCUGCUACAUCUGCGGCGCAGUUUGGGAUCACAUGGUGGGUUGUCCUAACUUCUGCAAUGGUGAGGCUGUGAUGGAGGAUCGGCGCCGCGAGGAAGAAGCUCGGGCGGCAAAACUCGCAGAUGAAGAGGCAGCUAAGCAAGAAGCUGCAGCAAAGGAAACAGCAGAGAUGCUCGAAGCAGUGAGACGUAGCCACAACUGCGAAGAAUUCAAAGCAUUGCGAGAGGAGCAAGUAAAGGAGAUGGAGAGAUUCCACGCUUUCAAUAGGAGAUCGAAAUGGCUCAUGUGGACCAGACAUGCGCACGCAAAGCUCGCUCUCGUAGAGAAACACUCAGCGGCUAUCGAGAGGAUGAAGGAGCGACACGGUAAGACGGCGGCUAAUCUUGAAGAUCGUCAAGUUGCUGCAGAGAUGGAACUGCGCUCAACAUUAGAACAGAGCGAGAGGAACGUGCGGAUUCGGCUCAAGCAUAUGGAAGCAUAUUGUGAUGGUCUCGGCAAGAAUCCGGGGGGAGGCAUGCCUUCCCGAAUUGUGACGGAACGGGAUCUAAGAGAACUCGGGCAGCAGUACAACGUUGAAAAGAACAUGAAGCAACUUCAUCAGGCCAAAAUCAACGUCAUGCGGGACAGACAAGCUAAAGCUCUCGAAGAAUUACUCGAAAGGCAAGAAUCGGAAAUGGGCAAACUAAUCGAGAAGAAUAGGAAAGAACUGGAGAGCCUCGAAUCUGAUUUUUCAGAUGAGGAAGAUGCUUUGACGACAGCAAUGAGCCAGCGCAGGGCAGCACUUCAGAAACGAUGGGAGCUCGAAAUGGAAGUGAUGCGUAAGGAGCUAGAGAACGAUAGAGGACUGAGUUACGCCUCGAUGAGCCCUCCCGAAUGGCUGUACGACGAAGAACCGUCGGAGGAUGCCCUCCAUGCCGUAGACGAAUAGUGUGCCUUGGUGGACAUACCGCCAAAUACUUGCAUAUUCAACAAAUACUCCUUUACAUGCCACAUAUUGUGUGGAAUCUUGAUCCCACGACUGCACACGUCAUUGGCAUCUUCGCUUGCUCUCCUCUUUGUGGUUGUAUAGGGCUUGGGUGUUUAUAUGCUCAGAAACGUGGUGGAAGAUGAAUUCUACAAGUUUGCAACCUUGCACGGCAUCAGAAUAGGAGCUACAUAAGGUACAAAGUAUUGGAAUUAGCAAUUUCCUUCAUUGGGAUAUACCCGGCAAUAAGUCAUUAUGGAGAAUAAUAUGUUUGAUUGGAAAUGGUGUUAAUAUUUAGGCACAGUACCCGAUAAGAAGACUGUCAUAAUAAGACCAUUUACUAGCAUAAUAUAAACAUUAGCUAUGAACUGACAAGUACUACUGCUGAACACUGAAAUCUAUGGUAGUCGGGAGGUUGGCAUUGGGUGAUGUUCACG